ACGAUGGGCAGCGAGGAGAUCGAACUGACGCCGGCGGCUACACCGCUACUAAACUUUGUUCCAUCGACGUUGCGCUUCCGAAAUGUCGUCUACCGAGCGAACGACAAGGACAUCCUAUCGAACAUUUCGGGUCGCUUCCAGCACGGCCGUAUGGUGGCCUUAAUGGGACCGUCCGGGGCCGGCAAGUCAUCGCUUCUGAACGUCCUGUCCGGGGCCCAGAUGUUCGGUACGCUCGGGACAGUGACCAUCAACGGUGAGCCGGUGGAGGAGAACGAUCCACGCAGUGUGUACGUAGAACAGGAGUGUCCGCUGUUGCGGUUUCUGACCGUGCAGGAGACGAUGCAGUUCGCGGUCAACAUGAAGAUGCCCAGGCGUUCGGCGGUCUCGGUGAAGGUGGCGAAAAUCAACGAGAUCCUACAGAUGGUGGGUCUGCACGGGUCACGGGCGACGCUGGUGAGGGAUCUGUCCGGUGGCGAGCAGCGCCGGCUGGCCGUGGCGGUGGAGUUGAUCAUGAACCCGCCGAUCAUGCUGCUGGACGAACCGACCAGCGGUCUGGACAGUGUGUCGUCCACGCAAGUCAUAUCCCACCUGAAGUCGCUCGCCAUGAGCGGGAGGACGAUCGUCUGUACCAUCCAUCAACCGGCCUCGAGCUUGUUCCAGUUGUUCGAUGACGUUUACUUGCUGCGCCAGGGUCGGUGUCUGUACGCGGGUCCCGUCGACAACAUGCUAACACGGUUCGCUCGGGUCGGCCUCACGUGCCCGGAUUAUUACAAUCCGGCCGAUUUCGCCCUCGAAGCGAUCAGCACUGAUCACGGCGAAGCCCACCAAACCCUCGGCCGGUUGGUGGACGAUGAGAUGCGGGAAAUUAACGCGGCGGCCCCUUCGAGCCCCACCACUCUCGCCGCCCAGCGAUCACCGGGCAACGGGCAGGCGGACCGCUACCAGACCGGCUUCUGCUACCAGCUCUACACGCUCAUUAAACGCUCCGUGCUCGCGUCGCUCCGGGAUGAGUUUUUCCUCAAAAUGCGCCUCGGACUCCACCUGGCACUGGGGCUGGUGUUUGGGGUGGUGCACUACGACGUCGGUGCGGACGCCAUGAAAGUGUUCGCCAACAUCGGCUGCUUCUUCCAGCUGUUUGCUUUCGUGUACUUCUCCAACGCGGUGGCCGUGGUGAACUAUGCCGACGAGGUGCAAGUCGCCGUCAAGGAGAUCGCCAACAACUGGUACUCGCGUGAGGCGUACUACCUCGCCAAGCUACUGCACGAUCUGCCGUUGCAACUGUUUUGCCCCGCCGUGUUGCUCCUGAUUGUGUACUAUCUCACCGGGCAACCGUUCGAGUGGUCCCGGAUCGGGAUGUUGCUCGGGGUGUUUGCGGUCGGCGGCGUGAUCGGCCAGAGUCUCGGUCUGAUCGGUGGCAUCUGUUUCGAUGCGAAGAUGCAAAACUUCUUCGUCGCGAAUGCGUGCAUCAUUCCGCUGCUAUUUUCCGGGUUCUUCGUCAAUGCCAAAGAGCUGAUCGCCGUUCUGAAACCCCUCAGCACGCUGUCGUUCUUUCGCUACCAGUUCCACGGUGCGCUGCAGGCUCUGUACGGUUACGAUCGGGGUAACAUGCGCUGUCCGGGGGUUUACUGCCACUUCAAGAAACCUGCGGCCAUACUGGAACACUUCGGUAUCGAUCCGUACGGUUACGGCGAAAGUAUCGUCAAAGCGCUCCUAAUUCUGCUCGUGAUGCAGCUCAUCAUCUACGUCGGGUUCGUGGUCAAACUGAGACGAAUAAAGUGA
Molecule: messenger RNA, 1779 nt
Organism: Anopheles bellator
Lineage: Eukaryota; Metazoa; Arthropoda; Insecta; Diptera; Culicidae
Product: ATP-binding cassette sub-family G member 4-like
Exons: 3
Coding region: 4-1779 (591 amino acids)
Cellular component (GO): plasma membrane
Molecular function (GO): ATP binding; ATP hydrolysis activity; ABC-type transporter activity
Source: RefSeq, a predicted model, not a curated record